UCUUCCCUUGCACCCGGUAUACACCAAACUGCUACCGGACUGCGCACAGACAACGCGCCGUACAGCUAGGACUUCGCAGCAGCGGCAAGUGGCCGUCAGACUCAGAACCAAUAAUCGGCUCUCCACACAACAUGGCUCUAGUAUUUGCGCUGCUGGCACUUGGCGCUUCGCUCGAAAGGGCUCAAUGCUCAGUCGAACCGCCCAAGAUUCAGCCGUUCAUCUUCCCUACGAGUAAGGCCAUGCCGAAGAAAGUCGUCGUACACUGCGUCGUAAUCGAAGGAAGCGAACCUUUCAAGUUCUCGUGGUUGAGAGACGGCGCGAAGCUCCCGAGCGCCGGUUCGAGUGUCCAAGUGAAGCAGGUGUCGGAAGCCGUGUCUUCGCUCACCAUCUCCAAAGCAGGCGCCGAGGACAUCGGCAACUACACCUGCGUCGCGACGAAUGCGGCAGGCUCCGACAGUGCGACCUCCCAGCUUCUCGUUACCGGUACAGUACCAAUGCCCAUACUAACGGGAAACUCGUAGCUAAACGAAAAUAGCGUUAUCCCGCGAUUGUGUACCACUAUGUUCGACUGAAAGUAGUUCAACUACUCUUCGCAGAGAGACUUUCCUCUCGUAAGGUCACUGGCCGGCGCUCGAGAUUGUAACUACGGGUUAGAACGAAUCUGCGUUACUUACGGCGUACCAUGCUCAUUCGUUGGCCUUUAUAGAAAUAUACAUGCACCGAACGGAUGCUGCGCCCGUGCGCAAAACGAGCGCCACUGACGUCGCGAAAUCGUGCUUCGACGGCCUACCCGCGUGUGCUUCACCCGAUAGCUCAUAAGUGGCGCCACUAGUCCCAUUGAGACAGCAUCUGAAGCGCGACAAGCAAUGAAAAAGCGCUCGUACGACUGCGGAUUCGGUCAGUGCUAGAACGUCCAGCAUCCGGUGACAUACGCCGGCCUCUCGAUACGUGAUGUCCAAGUUCAACGCUCUUCUCGCCAUCUUCGCUGCAUCUUUCGUCCAUGCCAGCACAGAUAUUCCAAAGCUGGUGCCGUUCAGUUUUCCCAAGGAGCAGCAGAUCGGAGCUGCUGUGGCCGUCACCUGCAUCGCCAGUCGCGGUACCCAGCCCCUGCUGCUCACGUGGCUCAAGAACGGUCUCCCCAUUAACCCCCGUGGAAACGCUGCUCCCAAGAUGCUGUCGGCGUCCAUAUCGGCGCUGACGAUAGACAGAGUGGACGCUGACGACGUCGCCAACUACACGUGCCGGGCUACGAACGCCGCCGGAAGCGAUAGUCACACUGCCGAACUGGUUGUCGCUGGUCAGUGUUCUCUCCCGCUGUGCUAACCAUUAUUUAUACAUUCUGUCGACUACUCCCCUGUACCGUACUUCUCACGUUAUAGCGCCAACGAGAAAGCGGAGUGAUCCGUACGACCAGCUCGACGACGCCAG
This is a messenger RNA of Dermacentor silvarum, 1428 nucleotides long. RefSeq names its product Down syndrome cell adhesion molecule-like protein 1 homolog. The record is from RefSeq and is a predicted model, not a curated record. Gene Ontology annotation, molecular function: cell-cell adhesion mediator activity. Gene Ontology annotation, cellular component: axon; plasma membrane. The coding region runs from base 952 to 1323 and encodes 123 amino acids. NCBI's taxonomy places the organism in Eukaryota, Metazoa, Arthropoda, Arachnida, Ixodida, Ixodidae. The transcript has 3 exons. Gene Ontology annotation, biological process: dendrite self-avoidance; homophilic cell-cell adhesion; axon guidance.